Cladocopium goreaui is the source of this 1014-nucleotide messenger RNA. The record is from the annotation of a GenBank genome assembly. NCBI's taxonomy places the organism in Eukaryota, Dinophyceae, Suessiales, Symbiodiniaceae.
GACCUUUUUCCAGAGGCUUUCACAGAGAAGGAGUCUGAUGCAGACAAGAACAGGCGAGACUCAUGGGUUACGAAGGUGCCUGAAGAGGGAGAUGAUUUGGAGGAGUUUGAGGAGUCUGACGAGUGUCAGUGGUUCGAUGACGGAGUUGGUGGCGUUGCCCAGGCAUCUACACAGCACUUGUUGCCCACGACCGAUUCCAAGAAUGAUUCAGAGGCACAGGAAAGGUUGCUCAUGACUGACUCCGAAGAGAAUCUGGAGGCGACGAUAUUAGGCCUUUACUUCGUGUGUGCAACUCCGUCCAGUUCCAGAGGCUUUGAGUUCAACCUUCUGGUUUUUCGCUGGAUUUUGCAGCGGCGUUUUCAGUGGGAUCCUUUUGUGCUUGUGGCUCAUUUCAGAAUGACGACGAUCGUGCUCCCCGCGGAUCAGUUCACCAUGAGAGCUUAUACCUCUCGGGAACCCGAAGACCCGGAGUAUACCGUCGACUCCCUGCUGCCAUUCCUCGGCCUCGGCCAGACUGAAUGUGAUUUAAAUCACUACGUGCUGCCGAUGCAGACAUCGGUACAAACGUACCUGUGUCCGGCCUUGGAGUCGGCGGAAGCUCGUUGGAUCCCCUGGGACACGACCCUAGCCGACAAUUUCAGGCUUCAUAUGCUGGUGUGUGACCGUGAGCUCUUUUUGUCUAUGAGACAUUUUGCCAGCAACCGGAACUACCUCAUCAACCUCGGCGGAGGACACCCAGCAAAUCGCAUUCUCACCUAUGUGGAAGUUCACUGCCUGCCACCGACAGAAACUGUCGAAGUGCUUGGCCGAAUGCAUCGCACUCUUCGCCGAUUGCGCGAUGACGUCUCGGUGCUUCAAACUGAGGUGCGCAUGCUGCGCCGUACAUUUGGCCAAGCCCUUGAGAAUCUUGCGGCCAAUUACGAGGAAUUGGCCCCAUUGAUCGGUUUGGUGGCUCCUCCACAUAUUCAAGGUGACCCACAUGAAGCUCCCGACGCCGCUGAUCAUGGCGAAUGA